Molecule: messenger RNA, 1874 nt
Organism: Jaculus jaculus (lesser Egyptian jerboa)
Lineage: Eukaryota; Metazoa; Chordata; Mammalia; Rodentia; Dipodidae
Gene: Tph2
Product: tryptophan hydroxylase 2
Exons: 12
Coding region: 72-1535 (487 amino acids)
Biological process (GO): aromatic amino acid metabolic process; serotonin biosynthetic process
Cellular component (GO): neuron projection
Molecular function (GO): iron ion binding; tryptophan 5-monooxygenase activity
Source: RefSeq, a predicted model, not a curated record
UGUUCCUGCAACAAAAAGAGCUGCCCCUCGGGUCCCCCCUGCUGCUGAGAAGGAAAAUUACACCACGAUCCAUGCAGCCAGCAAUGAUGAUGUUUUCCAGUAAAUACUGGGCAAGGAGAGGGCUGUCCCUGGAUUCAGCCGUGCCUGAAGAGCAUCAGCUACUUGGCGGCUUAACACUAAAUAAAGCUGUCCCCAGCAAAAGUGAUGACAAGAAAGGCAGCAAAACCAGUGCCACUCCAGAGAGUGGCAAGACAGCUGUCGUGUUCUCCUUGAAAAAUGAAGUUGGUGGGUUGGUCAAGGCCCUGAAGCUCUUUCAGGAAAAACAUGUCAACAUGGUUCACAUUGAAUCCAGGAGAUCCCGGCGAAGAAGUUCUGAAGUUGAAAUCUUUGUGGACUGUGAGUGUGGCAAAACAGAUUUCAAUGAACUCAUUCAGUUGCUGAAAUUACAGACCACCAUUGUGACGCUGAAUCCACCUGAGAACAUUUGGACAGAGGAAGAAGAACUAGAGGAUGUGCCAUGGUUCCCCCGGAAGAUUUCCGAGUUAGACAGAUGCUCGCACAGAGUUCUCAUGUAUGGUACUGAACUUGAUGCCGACCACCCAGGAUUUAAGGACAAUGUCUAUCGACAGAGGAGGAAGUAUUUUGUGGAUGUAGCCAUGAGUUAUAAAUAUGGUCAGCCCAUUCCCAGGGUGGAAUACACAGAAGAAGAAACUAAAACUUGGGGUAUUGUAUUCCGGGAGCUCUCCAAACUCUAUCCCACUCAUGCUUGUCGAGAGUACCUGAAAAACUUCCCUCUGCUGACCAAGUACUGUGGCUACAGGGAGGACAACGUGCCUCAACUGGAAGAUGUUUCCAUGUUUCUGAAAGAAAGGUCUGGUUUCACAGUGAGGCCAGUGGCUGGCUACCUGAGCCCACGAGACUUCCUGGCAGGUCUGGCCUACAGAGUAUUCCAUUGUACUCAGUAUGUCCGGCAUGGUUCUGAUCCACUCUACACCCCAGAACCAGACACAUGCCAUGAACUCUUGGGGCAUGUUCCACUACUUGCAGAUCCCAAGUUUGCUCAGUUUUCACAAGAAAUUGGCCUGGCAUCUCUGGGAGCAUCUGAUGAAGAUGUUCAGAAACUAGCCACAUGCUAUUUCUUCACAAUUGAGUUUGGACUUUGUAAGCAGGAAGGUCAGCUGCGGGCAUACGGAGCAGGACUACUUUCCUCCAUUGGAGAGUUAAAGCAUUCUCUUUCUGACAAGGCAUGUGUGAAAGCCUUUGACCCAAAGACGACCUGCUUACAGGAAUGUCUUAUCACCACCUUCCAGGAUGCCUACUUUGUUUCAGAAAGUUUUGAAGAAGCCAAGGAAAAGAUGAGGGAUUUUGCAAAGUCAAUUACCCGUCCCUUCUCAGUAUAUUUCAAUCCCUACACACAGAGUAUUGAAAUUCUGAAAGACACCAGAAGUAUUGAAAAUGUGGUGCAAGACCUGCGCAGUGAUUUGAACACCGUGUGUGAUGCCUUAAACAAAAUGAACCAAUAUCUGGGGAUUUGAUGCCUGGAACCAGUGUUAUUGCCAGCAAAGUCUUUUGGGGGCUUAGCAACAUUUCAGUCAAUGUUACCUAACACCAAUAAGUUUCUGUAGCAUGGCUUGCCUAGAAAGCAUGUGAUUUGUUUAUGUAUACCUACAUGUAACUUACUGUGUUAAUAUGUGGAACACACUGAGAACUCAAUGUCAGAUAACCGUUCAGUAUUUGAAAGAUUGUAAGUAGGUUAAAUGUCUUAAGUAGAUUUGACAUUUCUACUUAGUGGACAAACCACAUCAUUAUCAAACUAUAUCUUACCCAACCCGUGUCUUUGCAAUUUGUAACAAGUUGUCUUCUUACCAGUCUAG